AUGGCAAUGGCUAAGAGUGGCCGAGACCGCUGCGGCGCUGCAACAAGAACUUGGCAUGAGUCGAAGUCGAACAAGCAGCAGCCAACACCGGUUGUGGUGGUGGUGGUGGUGGUGGUGGUGGUGGCGGCACUGGUGGCACUGGUGGCGGCGGUGGUGACAGAAACGGCGAAUUUCAUCACACUGACACGAAAGCUUGGGGCGGAUUUCGCGCGAUCAGGCGUCCAAUGCCGCCCCACGUCGCAUGCCGCUGACCGGGCCGGACCGGACCGGACCGGCUCAGUGAUGUCCAUCCGUCCGUCCGUCGUUGAGCGGCGUUUCUUGCAGCUGGAGUGCACCGGCGUCAAUGAACGCCUUCGGUGCUCGUUUGCUGAAUCUGACGAUCCGUCCGCCACUUCCAACCCGUUCGUGCCGAGCGGUCACUGA
This is a messenger RNA of Soboliphyme baturini, 423 nucleotides long. NCBI's taxonomy places the organism in Eukaryota, Metazoa, Nematoda, Enoplea, Dioctophymatida, Soboliphymatidae. The record is from the annotation of a GenBank genome assembly.